AUGGCUGCUGCUGAAGGAGUUUGUCCCUUUCCUCUUCCUCCAUCGCAGUAUUUCAAACUGUAUACUGACGAAAAUGUGGAGAAUAAAACAGCUCCUGAUCCACCACCUACACUAAAGGGGACUUACUCAAUGUUUGGGGCUUCUUUCGAGGUAAACUGACGUAGACUUGAUAAGUAACAUCUAAGUUGAUCUCCUUUUUAAGUUCGCAAAGUGAAAUUAAACCCAGAGAUUAAACGAUAAUAAGAUGUUUUAUACUACAACAUGAAAAAUUUCUGCAAUUUGAGUGGUUAAGAGCAGUGGUAUUUUAGCUUAAUUUGAAAUACCUACAUGUGAAAAUUACAAAACCUUUGCGUGCAGUAGUAUAAACAAAUAAUAGCAUGAAUUGCACGCGAUAUUUCAAAAUUGUCUCAAAUUUCACUCGCCUAACGGCUCGUGAAAUUUCGUGUAACAAUUUUGAAGUAUCACUCGUGGUAUUUAUGCCAAACAGGGUUCGCAAAUACGCCAAAUUUGGCGUAUUUUACGCCAAAAUUGUUCAGAUGACUCCACGGAGGUUACGGAGGGAGUCACUUCGACUCCAGAAAUUUUCGCUAAGAAACAGGGAGCCACUUGGACUCCAGAAAUUUGCGGUAACAAGCACAGUUUUGUCCUUACCUUUUUCACAUCAAAUACAAUUCACGUUAAUUGUAAACGUUGUAAACCUUCAUUAAAUCAUCGAAAUUAAAGAAUUAUACUGCACGACAAAACAGGAAGUCAAGAGGGUAAAUUACGAUCAAAGUUUACUUGAUGACCGCCAUCAUGGAUUUGAGCUUUCCAGGUCAGCGGACCGCCACAGCUACUUCGUGUAUCCCUCACGAUAGUGUAUACAUGCCAGGACCGCGUGCUGGAAAGUCUGAAAAUGGCUUUUUUCGUUGUGGUACUUGACUCCAAAUAUUCCAAAAUGACUCCAAAAUUUGUGAAGCAGAAGUCACAAUGACUCCACUCAUCAAUAAAAUUUGCAAACCCUGGCCAAAUAUCACUACAAAUCAUGCUAUUAGCUGUACAAACGGCUAAAAUUCAAUUUUUUACUUUUCUCAUGAAGGUCACUGAUGUAGUUAUUAGUUUGUUGUGUUUCUCAAAUUAUUAUGAAAGUCCAUCUUCAUGAAAAAAUUAAUGCCUAUAAACACAAGCUUAUUGCAGGCCUUUUCUCUUUUAAUUUCCCUUGCCUUUUAGACUGAGGAAUCCAUUAUUCGACCUUUAGAACUACAGGGAAUAACUCGACUUUACACAAAGCAAGGCAGAUUUGGUAUGUGAUUAAAUCUUUUGCUGAUGAAUUUGUUUGGUUAUUUUUUGCAACUGUUAGGCUGUUGUUGAUUGAUUGUUGUGGAUGUCAUCAUCAUCCUCAUCAUCAUCCUCACCAUCAUUGUUGUCGUCUUCACCAUUUCAUUUAAACCCCUGGGCUGGGUUGUUCAAAGCAGGGUCAAGAUAACCCAGGGUUAGGGACAAAUUUGAAUUCAGAUUUGAAAGCAUUUCAUUCAAACUGAGUUUAAUUCUUCUGGUAGUCGAAACUCUGAUGAUCGGAUGCUCUAAAAGUAAAGAGAAAAUUAUCCAAGAAGAUACUUUUAAACAAAGGAGAGAGAAACCUGUGUUAAAAUUUAACCCUGGGUUAAUGCAAAUUGGUCUUCGAACAACUGAGCCCUUGUUUAUACCAAUGAUUUCUUUUCCUUGUAGAUAGAAUAAAAGAACUGAAGAAACUUAAUCAUUCUAUUGUUAUCAACUUUUUGGAGCUGCUAGACAUCCUAAUUAAGUCACCUUCAUCAUCCAAGGUACCAAAAAAGUCAGUUUCUUUCCAUUGCAGUGAUCCAUGCUUAACUUUUUUUAAAGUCAUCUUAUAUAAUAAUUUAUUUUAUGAACUUGUCACCAAACCUAAAGUAUUGGUUGCCAGAAAGGGGCAACCAAUACCGUAAAUAAACUCUAAAUACCAUGAAUAAAUAAAUAAGUAAUAUUUCUUGCAAAGGUAUUUUGAAUGAGCUUAUUAGCUCACUAAAUGAUACCUGCAUAAUAAAAGUAAUUGUAUUGCAUUAUAUCGUUAAUAAAGUUAAGUUGCCAAAUGUUUUCUGGUCCUGGUGACCAAAACGGUCCCAGCUAGGAGCACUGCAUUGUAUUGUAUUGGAAAUGCAGUUAAUAAAUAUUAUUACCUUAUAAAAUUCAAAAUUAUUCUAAUAUCCUACCUUUAACUUUUCAGUGAAGGCAGUUGAGAUAAACAAAAAAAUAGCGUGUUUUCUUGUUAAUCUGUAUUACUCUGCAUAAUUGAAAAGAGCUGAAAAACCCAGUAAGUUAUACAUACCUAUGUAUUAUUUGGAUGUAUUGUUUAUUUUUUUUUCAGAGAGGAGAAAAACUUGAGGAUUUAAAUUUAUUAUUUAUCAAUAUUCAUCACUUGAUCAACGAGCUCAGGCCUCAUCAGGUUUGUAAUAUUAUUUUUUUAUCUUACCGUAAAAACUCGUGUAUAAGCCGCACUCGUGUAUAAGCCGCACCCCCAACUUUCAAGCAUGAUUUUGGAAAAAAAAAAACCAGUGACAUUUUAAAUAAGUUAAUCAACUCUGAAAAUACCUUUUAAAAGGUUCUCUUUAAUCAAUUUCCCCAUUUCCUGCGAAAGACAACAGUUCUCUUCAUUGCUAAAGCCCACAGUUGAAAUGAAAAUGGAACGAUGGAACGAAAAUAAAGCGCUGGAGAAUGCUACAAAACGAUUGCUUAGUAACCACGCGUUUAUUUGACGUUUAUUUGACGUAUGGAAACCAUCGAUCGGGGAAAAGCUUGUUGCUAAACGAGAGUUUAACAACCCAAUGGACAAACACGCCGUGAAAGUAGUGAAGGACGACGAAACGGUCGGCCAUUUGCCUCGCGGAUUCUCUCGAAUAGCGUGGUGUUUUCUUGCACGUAGUGGGGAAAUCAGCGUUGAAGUGACGGUCACAGACGACACUGUAAGCAGCUGUGCGGAGGAAUGGAGAUUCCGUGCCAGUUAGAGUUUAACUGCUCAAACAAAGCGCAGAUGAAACGCUUAAAAGAACUACUGGCGAGCAAGAUUGAGGUAUAGAACCUGCAGAUGCAAACAAAUGGCUCCUUUAGGAGCCACCACUUCUACUGAAAGCAAUGAUCAACGACACGUUUCAAUAUGUUUAAUCUUCAUUUACUGAAGGUUUUCAGUUCAAUUUGUGACCCCUACAAGCCAGUUUACUCCCUUUGAGAGCAAUGGUCUCGUGUAUAAGCCGCACCCGCGAUUUUUGACUCAAAAUUUCGGCAAAAAGGUGCGGCUUAUACACGAGUUUUUACGGUACAUGUAAAAUAUUUUUUAUCGUUAAAACUUGAUGUAGAGGAUAUUACACGGUGGCGCGAAGAUAUGAAUUUUAUUUUCGAGUGGCAAAACAAUAUUUUACGAACGAGCGCAGCAAGUGAGUAAAAUAUUGUUUUUGCCUUGAGAAAAUAAAAUUCAUAUCUUCGAGCCGCCAUGUAAUGUUCUUUUUAUUAUAUAGACAAAAAGACAUCGAUAAAAUAAUAGAGGGAAAUGACCGAAAUUAUGUCAUUGAUAAACUCACGUGUGAGAUUAUGGAAAAUAAACCACUCGGGACCCGGAUGUAGUUUUUAUGAAUUUUACGAGUGGUAUAUUUUCCAGUAAAACAGACAGAUAUGAGGAGGAGAGAGGUUGAUAGAACGAAGUGCACUGUAUUCUUUUGAGUUUUGUUAUAUAUUAUUACUGAAACUGCCUUAAAAAUGUAAGAGCCCAUGGUCUCUCUCCCUGGGACUCAAGGACUGAUGUGACCCAAAAGUGUGGUAAUAAAGGAUGCUCUGCAUGAUAGACAGAUUGAUCUGUUCAACAAAAGUAUGACCAUUUUCCAUGAUCUAUACUCUAAUAAGGCAUAGAAAUAAGGUCAAAGGUGGAAUCAUGGGCUGCAAGCAAGUGGUGUCACUGCAAAGGUUUUGAAUAUUUUGAAGUCAUCUAUCUAGUCCAAAGGAGUUUAUACCAAGCAUUCCAUGGAUUCCAUGGUUUAACUACUGUAAGUUGCUUAGUUUGUAAUAGAAGAGAUGGUUUUAUUUUGUAGUGUUAAGUUGUGCGUCUAUCUCAUUGCAGGCUAGAGAGACAUUAAGAGUCAUGAUGGAAAGACAAAAACAACAGCGACUAGAAACAGCUGACAAAUUAAACAAGUACGUUUUUCCAGUUCUUGGUUACUGUAAAAUCCAUUCUGUUAACAUGGUUCCAGAGAUCAUUGGUUAAUUGGAAACCUAGUUAAAUUAAUGUAUUAGAUCUGCUAUAUGGUAAAAAAUUGACCAUGCUUAUAGAAUCAUUUAUUUAACAUUGUACUCUUAACCUGAACACAAAUUCCAAAAAUGAAGCAAUUUCGUUCCAUGGAAGCCAGGUAAAUAGAGGCCAAAGUUUGUAUCUAAAAGAGCUAUCCUCGAAAUAUUAAUAAUCACUGGGCUGAAAUCCGACACAAUACUUUCAGUUUUUGACAGUGUUGCAGUUUUCACAACCCAACACGUGAUAUUGCCUUAUGAGUUUCAAGUAAGCUAGGGCAAAUUAUAGCAAAAUUCUUUUACAUUCUGCUUCCCCAAAUACAGUGCAGGCCAGAACUAAGCGAACAACGCAGACGCCAAACUGAUGCAAUGGACGCGAUGUUUUCUUCCUCAUUAUUGUUAUGUUAGUUUGGUUUUGAUUGUGUGAAACAUGACUGUUUCCUCGAUUUUUGAAAUAUGUCAUUGAAAUACAUGUAGAUGUACGGAUGUGCAUCAGGUAUUUAAAAAUUUGAGUUUCAAUGGAAAGAGAAAGUUGCGCCUGGCGUAUUGCGUUUUUGUAGCAUGUGCCGCACCGAUCCACCAGUUUGAAGCUUAUUGAUCAUUCACCCACACAUAACACCUCUAAAAGAAGAGUUAGCUCAUACAUACUAAUGAGUCUUAAUGUGCACUGAUGCAUUUCAUAGCAGAUGCGUCUGGUCGUCAGUUCAGACGCAUGGACGCAUCCGGCCUGACGCAAUUGACUCGUCUUUCCCGACGUGUAUUACGCAUAUAUUUUGGUUCGCUUAGUUGUGGCCUGCACUGUAAAGUACAAUAAUCAUUUUUAAAUAAAUUGACACUCAGAUAUCAAUUUUCUGAAAGCUCAGGUCUCCCUUGAUAGCUUUAUGUAAUUUUAUUGGGGAAAUUAUUAAUUUUAUUAGUAUAGGUAAUAUCAUGAUUUGUAGUGAUAUUUGGCAUAAAUACCACAAGUGAUAUUUCGAAAUUGUUAGAAGUAAUUUCACGAGCUGUUAGGCGAGUGAAAUUUGAGACAAUUUUGAAAUAUCACGAGUGUUACUUAUGUCAUAUAUCACGUACAAAUCGUGCUAUUAUUUGUUUUUACUACUACCCGCAAAAGUUUUGUAAUUUUCACAUGACGGUAUUUCAAAUUAAGCUGAAAUACCACCGCUCUAAGCCAAUCAAAUUGCAGAAAUUUCUCAUGUAGUAGUAUAAUUUGAGAAAUAAAUUUUUGAAAUGAACGGCUUUAUAGCAGAUCUAAUACCUUAAGUGAUUUAAAACCAAUACUUUUUGAGUUUCUUUUUAUUAUGUCACUUGUUAAAGAGUACCGUGUUUUGCUGAGUGUUCUUUGACACCUUCAAUCCCAGGGUAAUAAGUGAAGCAAUGAUGUUAUAAUGUACAUUUACUUUUAAGUCUGAAUAAAAUACUUUGGUAUAGCGGUAAAAAUGAAUAUUCUUUUACACAGUCUUUUUUGGGGGGGAGGGGGGGGGUAGAUGAAUAUUAUACUGAUGUAGUGUUUGACUUUCUAUAACCUACAGCUGUGGUAUCUACCUUGAACAAUUUAGGCCGUCCCAUUUUAGACAUGUUUAUAAUUCUUUAUAAAUUCUGGGGGCUGGAUUUCAGGGCUGGACACAAUGCUUGUACCUCUUAAACAAGGAAUCGAAAUCAUGAUAACGCUUCAUUUUUUUCAGACAUUUGGACAGAGUAACUGCAAUGCUGCAGUCAUGUGCUUCUUCCUUACAGUUAGCCUCUUGCCAACAAGACGGUUCAUAUGAACAAAUGGAGGUACAGUACUGAUUGGGAUUUAUUUCAAAAUAUCAAAGAGCUUAAUGGAUAAUGGCUUAAUAGGGUAGGGAGGACUCCCAGUGUCAUUGUCUACAUUGUCAAUAUUCUCUGACGAUGACUACCACACAGGUUGUUGAAAUGUCGCUCGAUGUCAUCAUCUUUCUUUCCCUGGAUCUUAAAUUGCAUAAUUGACUCUUUAAGUAUGAAAAUAGCUAUCAGACUGAGUCUAGUCAUGAAAUUAUUGCAAAUAACAAUCAAAAAAUACUUGAUAUCAUGUCUUUGUCCUUGCAGGUUGAUGAAUCAAAAAAGCAUGGUGCAGAUGAGAUAGAGUUCAGUAGAGAAGAUGAAAUUAUGUGUAGUGUUCUAGAGAAUAUUUCAUAGCUGAAAUAACUCGCCCUCAUUAUCUGGGGACAGUUAUGCAAACUUGAGAAGUAGUCAAGGUUUGUGUAACUUCUUGGUGUUUAUGCCAGGCUAAAUAAACGUUGUCACAACAAAAAAUUUUCUAUUGGUUUUAUAAAUAAUAACUUCAGUUCUCUCAAAAAUACUAUAAAGUAAUCUAAAUUUGAAUUUUAGACAGCAUUACAGCUUUUAUUAUUAUGAUGGCUAGCUAGGAGAAAAUAUGUCCCCAUUUUAUCCCUGUACAAAACAAAACCACACCUCAGCCAGUCUAAGUUGCAUAGUUCCAUAAGUAAAAUAGUAGUGCCAAUAUUGUAUUUAUUAAAAUUGCAUUAUAGUAUAUUCACUUGUAAAUAAAGUUUCAUAUAUUAAACUUUGUUGGAAUGUGUUUAUUCUUGGGAUGACAUUCUAGCAACCUUAAAAGUCUUCUUGUUAGGGCCAUUCAUAUAGGGAAAAGUAAGACACAUCUUAAUAAGACCCAAACUGUGCUAUAUACACAAGGAUAUUGUGUUGCAUAUUAUAAGUUACAUCUUAUGAAAGCUGUGACAUCACUUUGUGCCAUUUUAGACAAGAUGUUUUUGCCUUUCUAUGAGAUACGUCUUAUAUUCCUCCUAUAAAUGGCGCUAUAAUGUUUUGAUUAUUUUUUGUGUCAGUAUAUUUACAUGUAUUAUUAUCGAGUAAAGUAUCGACUACUGUUUAAAAAAGAAAUUAAAAGGAGCAAAUUGAAUUAAAUUGUGAUGUAAAUAGCUAAAUUUUAAAAAUUUAAAAUGAUAUUCAUAAGCUUGUUUUUGGUUUGCAGAUUGGUCAGACUUAAAAACGUGAAGUUUCAGUGUUUAAAAAUAAGUGCAGAAUUUGCAUUAUUUUUACUUCAAGUAAGAUGUUCGAAGAGUUGUGCCAUCCAAUGUUAAUUCUAAAGCUUUUUGUGGGAAAACUGUGUCUAUGAAAUGCAUUGUGUUUCUGUUUUUAUUUCACCCUAAGUAGGAAAUCUUCACUUUGGAUUUAACUACCAAAAUUAAGUUAAAGUUCAAGAGUUGGUUGACUGUAGCCUAAGUAUCAGAGGCCUUCCUUUAGAGACACCCCUGCCCACACCCCACUUCCCUCUUCCCCUUUCCCCCCCAAAACCUGAUACUCAGACUUGAUUGACUGGGCCUAACAUUUGCUGUUGCAGGUUCCAUUCCCUUGAUUUGCUUUUUUCGCCUCAUUCCCAUCAGGAAGGCCCUGUUUGCAGUUUACACCAAAACAGUGACAACUAGUUGGCACAAACCCCACUUGCUCUCGGGUUAUCCCCACCUACUUAACCCCCCAAAGAAGUAAAUAAAUACAGGGAAAAUCUAAAGAAGAGAAACUGAUAUAAGCCAGGCUCCUCCCCUAACUUGUGGGGGGCGCCGGGGAGAGAGACGGCUGACUACUCAUUUCAGACUACUCCUGUAAAUUGCUCCUGUUUGCUCCUGUUACUCCGGUCACCCUGUUACUCCUGUAUUCCCUGGCCCAGUCGCGUGGGCUCUGGGUACGGGAUGGACUUUUUCUCGUCCCAGUCUCCUUUACCCUAACAGGCAAGAUGGCCGACGAGUUUCUUCGUUACGUCGUUACAGCACAUUUUAGGACAUGUUUGUAGGUUUUUUGUUCAAGAACGCAUUAAGGAACACUCACCGUAAGAAGGGUCAUCGAUGCUUUUAAUUUACUGAUUUAUGCAGAGUGAAUUAUCCCAGAAUCUUCCCAUGCUGUGGUCGCUUCUUCGAGUUGCUUCCCGGUCUCAAAGGACUCUCUAUCAGAACUCUUUUCUUCGGCUUCAGAAUGCGAGAUUUUCAUGGAGUUCAAGUUCACGAUAUGUUUACAAUUCAUCGCGGAUUUUGCAGUUCGGUCUUCAACAAAGAACGAUUUUUUCCAGAUGCUUUAAGCAUCUCAAUAAAGCGAGUAGUACUUUGUAUGGAGCCAAGCUACCUCUGAUAACACUUGACUCAAGUUUGGUGCACUACGAAACACGGCGUUUUGUAGGGACACGUGCAGGUUAUAAGAGUUCGCUUGCUUUUAAUACACGGAACAGUACAACAGCUAUAUAUGUGAUUGCAUUGGUAAUAACAGUGGUGGGACUCUCGUACCUUGCUGUUCCUCUUUAUCGCCUCUUUUGCCAGGUAAGUUAUGUAAUAAUUAGCAAUUAUUGGAAGAGGUUGAGCAAAAUAUCGUGAUUUGUCAGUGGCGCGCCGAUCAAUAAUAUUUGCCGAAGUCGAAGGCUGAGGCAAAUAAUUGAUCUGCAAAAAUCAAACCUUGGGUAGAGCUAUCCACUGGAUAAAUCCCUAUCCAGCAGAUAAUUAUUAGGAAACCAAUAAUUGCGUGAUCCACUGGGUAGAGGUUUAUCCAGUGGAUAGAGUUAUCCACCUUUUAAAAAACUUGGGCCUGGUGGAAAUUUUCUGGGAGGUGGUUUUUAAUUGAUUGGUUGGUCUGGCCUGACUGAAAAUUACCGUUUCAUGUCCAAAAAUUAUAUUCUUGCUUCUAGUCCCACUGAGAAGUAAUCAAAAGUUUAGUCAAAACUUAAAUGGAAUGCUUCAGUCCGGUUGGAAAAUUUGUUUUAACUGAAUAUGUCAUCCCAUUUUCUCCUGAAUUGACCAGUAAGGUAAGGUAAGGUAAGGUAAAUAUUUAAAGAGGAUAAACACAUGACAGUUAUGAAAAAACUGAUAAACUUGUGGCCCUCUAGAAAACAUAAAAACAAAAUUAAUAUUUAAAUAAUUUUACAUCGUCACUAUAAAAAGAUAAAAAUUAACAUUAAUUAAUAGAUGAAGAUAUUCUUCUUCUGUAUGUGUAGGCAACAGGAUUAGGUGGAACUGUAAAGAGAGAAGAGGCAGGAGAGAAGAUCGAACAAAUGGAGAGAAUACCUGAAAGAGAGCUGCUUAUCAGGUUUAAUGCUGAUAAGAGUGGUGCAAUGCGCUGGAACUUUAGGCCUCAACAGACUGCUGUCAAGGUGAGUUGUGGACGUAGGCAUCCAAUAAUUUAAUAUUAAAUCAGUUAUUUAUUACUAAAAAGCAAUUUUAUGCAGGCUAUCUGGUUUGCUCAAUGUCUUUGUUAAUAUUAUUUGGGUGAUUUUUUUUUUCUUAAAUCCCUUCUUCCUUUUGUCAUAAGUAAUAAUAUCAGCUGUUUUCUUCUUUCUUUAUUUGAAAAUAUUAGUUUUCUAGUGUUUUCUCUGCUCCCAGGAAAUGUAUAAAUUUUUUCUCACUUUUUGACACGUACUCAACUGUCGCUGUUGCCGUUUGACUCUCAUUAAUCUGGAGGAGUUCCCAGGUUGGCUAUUAUUUACUUGAUCUCACUGAAUGAUAUUUCUUGCAGGUUGCCCCAGGAGAGACAGCCCUUGCUUUUUACACUGCUACAAAUCCAACUGAUGAGCCAAUAACUGGUGUCUCUACAUACAAUGUGGUUCCUUUUGAGGCUGGGCAAUAUUUCAACAAAAUCCAAGUAAGACAUUUUAUGUUAUCGUGUUUAAGUUGAUUUUUGUGAAUAAUGAUAAUAAUAGUAAUCAUCAUCAUCAUCAUUAUCAACACUAUCGUAAUAAUAAUAAUUAUUAUAGUUAUCAUCAUUUUAAAAGAAUGUACCAGUAGAUAUUUUAUGGGUCAAAUUUGAUUUCAGGUUAAUUUUGAUGUGAUCAUUUCACCAAGGUUGAUUCUUGAUUUCCUUUGUCUCCUAGCCCUAAUGCAUGAAUAAAUAAGGCUAGGAAGCAAAGGAAAUGGAGAUUCAACCUAGGUUAAAUAAUUUUAACCUGACCUGUAACAGGUAUAUUUGCCUUUUAUGAUCUUUUUGGUGAUUAAGUGAGACCUUUUCUGUGAUGAAGCAUCUCAAUAUUAACUUUGGUUUUAAUAGUUAAAACCUGCUACUCAUGAAUGUGUUCUUAUGUUCACAGUGUUUUUGCUUCGAAGAACAGAGGCUUAAUCCGCAUGAACAGGUACAUUGUACAGUUGUAAAACAAAACUUUUCUCUUGCAAUGCAGGGCUUUAGAAAGACUUUGAGAAAAGACAGGUCAAUUUAUUGUUGCAAGUAGCAAAGGCAUGAAGGCAGUUGGUCUAGGAGUAUGCCACCACAAUGAAACACAUAUAUGUACAACUUUGAAAACGAAAAUCACUUGUCUUCCCAACUAUUACGCUACAGCCCUUGCAUGCCAUUUUAACCCUUACAGUCAAACCAGGUCAAGCGUACCCCCCAAAAAUCCCUUAAUGAAUUUAUUAUUCAAAAGUUGAAUCCGUUGCUAGUUGUAGAUUUCAGAUUGAUCUCUGCAUUCUUGUAUGUGUAAUGAGCCAUGAAUUCACAUGUGAGGCAGCUAUGAAAUUUCUACCACCUCCAUUUUCCUGAAAUUGAUGUAAAUGUCUUCUAAGAAGCUUAAUCCAUUCAAAGAUUUCCAAUCUGACCAAAUACAGAGAAGUGCUCAUAAAAUAUUCACUGCUCAUUAUGCAUGCAGAAAUGCCGCUUUGAAUUUGACACCAGUUACGGGAACGAAUAACGGAUUCAUUUUUCAAAUAAUCAAUUCACUGAUAGAAUCUUGGGGGGUAUGCUUGACUUGGUUUGACUGUAAACCAUUUUCCACUGGAGAACAGACCUUUUUUGGGUGAUCAUUACCAGUGAUUUUGUUACAAAAAGUUAUGGUGAGUCCUGGGACUGAUCUUGUAAAAAAUCAAGAGUCCCAGUCAACAACAUGCUCAUGGCCUAUAUGUAACCAGACAGUCAAUAUGAAGACUGACUCCAAAACUCCGUAUCGCAGCAUACUGAAAUUAAAAUAUAGUCCUUCUACUAUAUUUUAAGGCACAACAAUAGUAAACAACAUCCAUACUAACUGCCACAGAAAUUGCACAAAUAGGAUAUUCGAAACACAAGCAAACCAGAAUCUAACUUUAAGCCAGAUUGGUGAGCUGGUCUUGCUUUUCUUAAUCAUCACUGCCUAAUGAAAUAUAAAGCUAAAGAGGAUAAAAGUAACGCAGUGAUUUUGUUACCUCUGCAUCCUGUGUCCCUGAUGCAUAAAAAUUCCGUAAGAUGCAAAAUAAUUAUUCAUGGCAUGCAUGGACCCUGCGUAGGACACAAAGAUCGAUCAAUUGAUCUGAAGAUGUCGAAAAUUUGUAUUUGGAUAUUGGGGCAUAAAGGGUUAAGCAAAAAUGAAUCAAAGAAUUUCCUAGCUAGACAAUUCCUCACCUACUAAUAAUAAUAUUGCCUGUAUCAGUUAAGUUGAAAUUAUAGUAACUUCCUUGCUUUAAAAGUGGUCCAGGAAUCGUAUUUUUUUCUUCAUUUUCUACUUGUCAUAUUCUUUGUUUCUCUUUUUUUUGUCUUGACAGGUUGACAUGCCUGUGUUUUUUUACAUUGACCCUGAAUUUACAGAGGACCCAGCUAUGGCCAAAGUGGACACCAUUACACUGUCAUACACCUUCUUUGAGGCUAAAGAAGCUGAGAAACUUGGUUUAUAGGAGCAUGAAUCUUCGGCACUUUGAGGAGUAUUUAUUUCUUCAUGGGCAGAGUUCAGUUGAUGUAUAGGCCCAGACACAUAGUUAAUCAUUGGGGUAAUAUCGCAUGAUACAGCUAAACUGCCUUGUGUGCCAACCUCUGAUAAUAUUCUGUGCAACAUUGCAGCAAAAGAGUCUUUGACUUUCCCUUGUCUACAAUUAUUAUCUUUCACAAUGAAAGCAAUGUUUUUCAAUGUUAACUAGCAAUUUAUUAAUUUCUCAUCAAAUGUAAGGCUGGCUCAAAAAAAAAAACGUAACAAUGACCGUUAGCCACUCAGCAAAUUUUAUACAUUAGGUUGUAUGUAAUGAUGCAAUACACCGUAGGAAAGUCAAAGGAAAUAAUUAUGCCCUGUGCAAUAUUACAGGUAUAUUGCAACCAUUGUGUUGGCCUUAAUGCCCCAGCUUAAUAAUGCAUAUAAAAAACCCAUCAUCUUACUGGCAUAUACAUGCCUUGUUUGUAAAGCAUUACAAAACAUGUGAACAAAGUAGUCUGGAACGACUACUUCUCUUUUACAACAACCAAACACUUCAAGUUCUUUAAACAGAAAGAAACCUUUGUCUUAUUCAUCUAAUCAGGGAACUUGAGAUUUACUUAAGAUAAUAUCCUAAUGUAAAGUCAUCCUGCAUCAAUAUUUUACGUCCAUUGAAUACAAUAUUAUGUGUGAUAUUGCUUUUUAGAAAAGCCUUUCAAGUCAGUACAGUGUUAAACUCCGUUGAUACGGACACUGGACACUGAGAAGGCCAUAGAAAGUGUCCGUAUUAACGGGGUUUCCGUAUUUAGCAGGUUGAAUUUAGAGAAAGUGUAAGGGCUUUCUUUCUCCAGGGACAAAGUGACUGGGAGAUAAUUGUGACAAAGUAAAGUCUGGUAAAAGAAUAAAGUUAGGUGGAGUUAAAAGAGAAAAGAAAUUCUUAAAAAUUGACCUCUGCGCGUCUAGCAUUUGUAUUUUCGUUUUUUAUGAAAACAGUCAAUAAGUAUGGCACAGAUCCGAAACGGAACAACUGGUAAUGUUUAUCUGUAUAAAGGAAUAUAUUUAAGUACAAAAUGACGUAUUUGUAUCCAAAGGUUGACGCUCUUCACACAAGACCAAAGGAGUAGUUCAAUCAUGUGACUGUUUUAUAGAAAUGAUGAUGGAGUGUUUCCGAGUCCUUCUCGU
Molecule: messenger RNA, 13060 nt
Organism: Porites lobata
Lineage: Eukaryota; Metazoa; Cnidaria; Anthozoa; Scleractinia; Poritidae
Source: the annotation of a GenBank genome assembly